CCGCGCUCCUGCCCCGCGCUGCCGGAGCCCCAGCGGAUUCCUUCGGGGUUUUUUGUUGUGGUGGUUUUUUUGUGUUUCCCUCCCCCCCAUCGUGCUGUAUGUGUUGGGUUUUCUCAUCACCUGCCACGCGUAACUUUCCUGUGACUCGGUUUAACUCCUGAGAUCUCCAUGGAUGUUGCUCAGAGCACUUUUCUCGCCUUCGCUGUCCCUCGCUGGGAUCGGACUUCACACUAACCGGACUCGGGGUGCCUGUCUGUGUGCUCUGAGUGUCUUGAAAUUUUGCUUUCCCUUUACAAGAGCUACGCAUUCACUGUAGCCAAGACCUGUGAAUGACCAUAGGCUUGGCUUGACCUUGAUUUUGAUGGCUUUGUUGGAAGAUCUGGUGAUGUGAUUGCAUUUCUUGAAGUGAUUGUUCUCCAGCCCCUCUGGCUUAGGGUUUAAGCCACUUCUGCCACACUGUCACUCACGGACAAUUCAGAUAUUUUUUUUAAAAAACAAACCUUUUGGCUAUUUUACUUUUCUCCUUUUGCCUUUCCCUCCAUUUCUCCUUAACAUUGGGAGCCUUAUUCUGUACUUUGAUGUGACUGAUUGUCCUGCUGCUUCGUGCUGCUGAUUUCUGUUUUAAAGUACAAUGGCUCUAAGUGGCAACUGCAGGACUUACCUUCCUGCUCGAGAGCAGGGGACUGGGCUGCUCUCCUUCCCAGAGGUGGUGGAGCUGAACGUGGGUGGCCAGGUUUACUUCACUCGCCACUCCACCUUGGUUGGCACCCCUCACUCCCUGCUCUGGAAAAUGUUCACCCCAAAGAGGGACACAGCCAACGAUCUGGCCAAGGACUCCAAGGGAAGGUUCUUCAUUGACAGAGACGGUUUCCUUUUCCGCUACAUUCUGGACUAUCUCAGGGACAAGCAGGUGGUUCUACCCGACCACUUCCCAGAGAAGGGGAGGCUCAAGAGGGAGGCUGAGUACUUCCAGCUCCCAGACUUGGUCAAACUCCUGACUCCUGAGGACAACAAGCAAAGCCCCGACGAUUAUUGCCACAGUGACUAUGAGGAGGUGUCCCAGGGCAGUGACACAAGAAUAUGCCCGCCCUCGUCGCUCCUGCCGCCUGACCGCAAGUGGGGAUUCAUCACCAUCGGGUACCGGGGGUCCUGCACCAUUGGCAGGGAGAGCCAAGCAGAUGCCAAGUUCAGGAGGGUCCCGAGGAUUUUGGUUUGUGGAAGGAUUGCUCUGGUCAAAGAGGUCUUUGGAGAAAGUCUGAAUGAAAGCAGAGACCCAGACAGGGCUCCAGAGAGGUACACCUCCAGGUUCUAUCUCAAGUUCAAGCACCUGGAGAGGGCUUUUGACAUGUUGUCUGAGUGUGGAUUCCACAUGGUGGCCUGUAACUCCUCGGUGACAGCUUCCUUUGUCAACCAGUACACAGAUGACAAGGUCUGGUCCAGCUACACUGAAUAUGUCUUCUACCGGGAACCCUCCCGCUGGUCCUCGUCCCACUGCGACUGCUGCUGCAAGAACGGCAAGGGCGACAAGGAGGGCGAGAGCGGCACCUCCUGCAACGAGCUGUCCACCUCCAGCUGCGACAGCCAGUCCGAGGCCAGCUCGCCCCAGGAGACCGUCAUCUGCGGCCCCGUCACCCGCCAGCCCAACAUACAGACUCUGGACCGGCCGGCCAAGAAGGGGCCGGUGCAGCUGCUGCAACAGUCCGAGAUCCGCAGGAAGAGCGACCUGCUCCGGACUCUCACCUCCGGCUCCCGGGAGUCCAACUCCAGCAAGAAGAAAGCGGUGAAGGAGAAGCUCUCCAUCGAGGAGGAGCUAGAGAAGUGUAUCCAGGAUUUCCUCAAAAUCAAAAUCCCAGACAGGUUUCCGGAAAGGAAACAUCCCUGGCAAUCCGAACUGCUGCGGAAGUAUCACCUAUAGGCUCAGGGUGGGGAGAGCACACGACCUUGUUACCCUUAGAUUAACAUUCUAAGUCAUAUGAAAAUAAUUCCCAAUAAUAAUUAUUUGUUAGGUCACACACACACAAAAAAAUUCAAAAAAAAAAAAUCAAAAAAAUCCAUCUCUAUAGUACUGCCUAAUUUGCCUAUUUCACCUUAACAUGUAUACUCAUAGGGUAAGGGUAUUUUUCCAGUCGUGGAAGCACAAAUGCUUUUAUUUGUAAACUCUGCAUCUCACACAAGCUGAACACCUUGAGGGCACAACCCUUCCCACAGCGGGGAUGGCUGCUGCACAGGGAGGGGCAGCUGGGGGCUGCAAGCCCACCCAUGCUCCUGUCCUGGGUGGGAGAGGGUGUGCACA
This is a messenger RNA of Apus apus (common swift), 2293 nucleotides long. RefSeq names its product potassium channel tetramerization domain containing 16 (gene KCTD16). The record is from RefSeq and is a predicted model, not a curated record. The coding region runs from base 632 to 1915 and encodes 427 amino acids. The transcript has 3 exons. Gene Ontology annotation, cellular component: presynaptic membrane; postsynaptic membrane. Lineage: Eukaryota; Metazoa; Chordata; Aves; Apodiformes; Apodidae. Gene Ontology annotation, molecular function: protein binding. Gene Ontology annotation, biological process: regulation of G protein-coupled receptor signaling pathway; protein homooligomerization.